This is a messenger RNA of Oncorhynchus mykiss (rainbow trout), 10156 nucleotides long. Its product is annotated as histone-lysine N-methyltransferase SETD1B-A. Lineage: Eukaryota; Metazoa; Chordata; Actinopteri; Salmoniformes; Salmonidae. Gene Ontology annotation, molecular function: protein binding; RNA binding; histone H3K4 methyltransferase activity. Gene Ontology annotation, cellular component: Set1C/COMPASS complex. The record is from RefSeq and is a predicted model, not a curated record.
AAUACUUACUGACCUUCAUGGUAUUAAACGUCUCUGUUGUGUAACUAGAUGGUGUACCAUGUGAAAGAUGAGAAGCAAACACUCUUUAAUGUAGAACAAGUAAAGGGGGUUAGUUUGAGUACCAACAGCCAAUUUCCAGUUAUAAAUGAUUCAGCAGUUUUGCUAAAGGCCAUUUGCUCUCUGGCCUGCUUUAUGUGCUGACAUUAGAUGAGCAAAUAUACUUAGCCUCUGAUGGAUAUAGUUAAAACAGUAUGCAAAUUAAUGUAUUGAAGAGAGUUAAAAAUUCUACGGACACCAUUACUCCAAAAUGACCAAGUCAAUAAAAAUAACAGUAUAGUGAUACUUUAAUAACAAUAAGUUCACAUUUCCUACAUAUACAAAAGGUAACACAGUUUAACUUACACAUGCUAUAAAUCAUACAUGGCCAUUUACAGUGCAAUGUCAACAAAAUGCCAUUACACAAUUUCAUUUUACAUUUACUGUGCUUUUCUUAAUAACAACUUCAAACUACAAGCUGUUUAUUCACUAGACUUGUUUCUUUUUACUUUAGAAUCCAAAAUAAUUUUAUAUGGGUGUGCCAUGACCUAGUUAGGACAAAGAUGGAUUCCAAGCAGAGAAGGAAAAAGGUUAAAAAUGUCAAAGGGAUAACAUCCAGUAUUUUAUCUUCCUUCUUCUCCAUCCUGUCAAUGGGGAAUCAUUGUUAUUUAUCAUAGUCCAGAAAGAGAUGUGGAAAUAAAGUAUAAGAUCCCUUUUGAAACAAAGGAAACCCAUAUUGGCCAUUGAGUCCCAUUUCAGGAAAAUGGCUGCUGAGAGCGCGCCCAGCCCCCUCUCUCUGCUCUCUGUUGAAAGAUUCCUCAGCCGUGCCUCUAAUAGCAGAAGCUAAAAUGGUGCUUCACUCUGAUUGGCUGGUGGAACUGCUAACGUUAACCAGCCAAUUGCCCAGGCACUGCAAAAAUAUCAAGCAAUGGAUGGCACAUCUCCUCAGCCAACAUAACACAACAUAUCAAAAAGACAAUGAAACAGAUUAUGAUGAAAAACAUGUCAGUUAAAAUAAACAGUUACCUUAAAAUGUACCCAUAUUUGGCCUUUGAAUAUUAUAAGGGUAUUACAGACAAUGUAGGUUAUAAUGUAGGCCUAGUCUAUAGUCUUAAAAUGUAUUUAAUUUAUGUUUUAUUUAUGUAAUGUAUUGUAAACAGACCCAACAUAUUUCCUGAGAAUUGCCCAUAAACACAGCUCUAGGGUCAGGUUUAAUAUCCUAAGGCUAACGUUUACAAUCAGGAAUUAAAACGUUAUAAUGACCCUAGAUCUGUGCUUAGACAGAACUUGCAUCGACCUAUGUCCAUCUUGUUUGCUCUUUGAGUAAAAGUAGGCGGUAGAUUCAACACUUAUUUCAUGCCCAAUGUGCGAGCUAAAAAUACACUAUACAACAACUUCUAAUAUUUACAUUUAAAUGCAAUUACAUAUCUUUAUUUAUUAAUGUGUUGUGUGUUUAAAAUGGUCCAAUAAUAUUACAAAAUGUACGCAUAUGUAAAGAACCUCAAAUCGAAAGUGCGAAUGGUAUGAGGGGUAGCGAAGCUCAAUACUAUUGUGAGAGAGACAGAAACCCCAGACUGGAGGCACAAUAUGUGUUGGCUCGCAAAAAGGGAGGCAGUAUUCUUUGAAUCAUGUAAUGUAAUCAGUAAGAUAAAUUAUCUCGCCGUUUGAUUAUUAAAAUAAGUUCGAUCGGACAAAACAUGUCCAAGCCAGGGGAAAGAAACAGACUAAACGAAGACCAUGGCAGAAAGCAGAGUUCAAGUUUGGCAAACGGCAUGGACAACCACCAUCCCGUUUGCAGUUCGGGGGAGAAACGAAGUCACCAUUGUAGAAGUUACAAGUUGAUUAUUGACCCAGCGUUGAAAAAGGGAUCGCACAAAUUGUAUCGCUAUGAUGGAACGACUUUUAACAUGCCCAACCCUGGGAUGCCACCAGUGGAUAUCGUCCGAGACCCGAGAAUCGGUCGUCUAUGGACGAAGUAUAAGGAGACGGAUCUCCCAGUUCCGAAGUUUAAGAUUGAUGAAUGUUACAUCGGCCGCGUGCCUCCCAAGGAGGUGACGUUUGCGAGGCUGAACGAUAACAUCAGAGAAGGUUUUUUGACUGACAUGUGCAAGAAAUUUGGGGACAUAGAAGAGGUGGAAAUUCUAUACAAUCCGAAGAACAAAAAGCAUUUAGGAAUAGCCAAAGUUGUUUUUGGAACUGUAAAAGCAGCCAAAGAUGCUGUCCAGACUCUUCACAACACGUCAGUUAUGGGCAACAUCAUCCACCUGGAGCUGGAUCCCAAAGGUGAGAAUCGCCUUAGGUACUUCCAGCUACUGUUGAAUGGCACCUUCACCCCUCGGACACUUCCAGUGGGAGGAGAGGAGGCCAGACAAGUGUCCCCUCGUAGCCUUGCAGAAGCUCUUCUGGCCUGUGAGCCCCUGCGCCGGCUCUCUGAAAGCAGCUCGUCUACUGCAGUGGGAGGCAUAGUGACCCCCAGCAGCACCGCCUCCAACACCACCCCUCUGUCCCAGGAUACGGCCUACUCUAGCCUAAGGCAAGACACUCCGCAGUCCCAGGGCACCCCUCACACCCCGCGCCAGACCAGUACACCCUUCUCUCAGGACUCCAACUAUUCCAGCAGGCAGGCCACCCCAGCCUAUCAGUCUAGCCGGGCCGAAGGCUCUGGAGGCUACAAGUCUCGCAGACACGAGAGCAAGUUCCAGGAUGCCUAUAACCGGAGACCGGAGAGGCGUUAUGUCCAUGGCACUGGGGGAUCAGGAUCCUCCUCCUACCGAGGCAACUCUGAACAGUCUGCCUUCAAGCAGCACCAACCUGCCCCACCUGAACCCCCUCCCUCUGCCUCAUCAUUUGCCCACACACCACCUCCCCCUACCAGUGCCAGCUUUAAGUCUGCCUUUUCCCCCUACCAGCAGGCCCCAAUGCCCCCUGCGUUCCCCCCCUCAGAAUCUCCGUUCCACCAGUCUGUCCAGCGGGAGGCAGAGUACCGGAGGCCCUCCAUGGCCCCUGCCACUGACUUCAAGCCAGUCAAGAACAAGCCAGCUACUCCACCCAUUCCAGAACCCCCACCUGAACCCAAGGCCCACCCCAGCACACCCCCUGCCCUGACACCAAAGCACUGCCCCCCCUCCCCUGGCACUCCCACCCUGGAGUCAGAGCGAAAUAGCCUGGACUCUCGUAUUGAGAUGCUUCUGAAGGAGAAAAGGACAAAGCUUCCCUUCCUUCCUGGAGGCGACUCGUCAGACACUGAUGUGCGUAUGGUCUGCAGCCCCAUCUCCUCCUCUUCCUCUCAGCUGUCCCCCAUCCCUCCUUAUGGGGGCACCCACACCUCUCGACCCUCUAGCACAGGCCUGGAGGACGUCAGCCCCACGCCCCUGCCUGAUUCCGAUGAUGAGGAGCCCAUCCUUGUAACAGGCUUGCUCCUCAAGGGAGUCAGUUCUCCAGACCAUCUCCAUGGGAAGAACGCCAGUGACUUGAAGGAUGGUCGCCUCGGAAACCACACACCCACAGACAAAAUGGAGAGCCAUCAGUCCUCUGGGGAAGACAUGGAGAUCUCGGACGAGGACGACAUGCCAGGCACGCCCACGCACGGUGGCGACUGUGUCAAGGGAAUUGUGGUCAACUCUGCUGUGUCCCCCAUGCAGUCCAUGCCCCUCCCACCCCCCGGCUUCCCCCCUCUACCCCCUCAAGCGGGCUUCGGUCUUCCACACCACCUCUCUGCUGUCCCAGGUCCACACCUGGCACCUGGAGUUCCACACCCUAUGCUGCCUCACCUCUACCCCCAUGGCAUGGUGCCUAUGAUGCAGAUGGAGCUGAUGAGCUGCCUGCCUCAGUGGGGCAGCGUUCACAUGUCCUUCCAGAUGCAGACCCAAAUGCUGAGUCGCAUGGCCCAGACCCGGGGUCCCUACCCCUACCCACACUUCAUGACUGCAGGAGGGGCGGCUGCAGCCGGGUCAGCAGCCAUGCAGUUUGGGGGUCCCUACCCACCCUUGUCAAUGAGUAGCACCCCAGCUGCCAGUGCAGGGGGCCACAGGCAGCAACUCUGGCCCCACCCCAGCAUGCCCAAGUUCAACCCUGCCGUUCCUCCACCGGGCUACGAGGCUAAGGAAGACCCUCAUAAGGCCACCGUGGAAGGGGUGCUGCUGGUCAUCGUCAAGGAGCUGAAGGCCAUCAUGAAGAGAGACCUCAACCGUAAGAUGGUGGAGGUUGUGGCCUUUAGGGCCUUUGACGAGUGGUGGGAUAAGAAAGAACACUCAGCCAAGGUGUCCCUGACCCCGGUGAAGGCUGGUGAGGGAAAGGAGGAGGAGAAGGAGAAGCCCAAGCCCAAAGAGACCAUGGGCUCCAGUCUACUGGAGAACUGGAACAAGGGUGAGGGCCUUGGCUAUGAGGGUAUGGGCCUGGGCAUCGUCCUCCGAGGAGCCAUCCGCCUGCCCUCCUUCAAGGUGAAGAGGAAGGACCCUCCUGAUGCUGCCUCCACUGGGGACACUAAGCGAGCGCGGCCCUCCACACCGGUGGAUGAUGAGCUUGAGGACAUAGCAGAGCUCCCAGAAGAUGUGGCCAGGGUGGACGAGGACAGCGCAGCUUCUCGGAGACGACAUGCCCGGCCACUGGAGCUGGACAGUGAGGGAGAGGAGAAGGUAGAGACCUCUGGAAAGGAGGAGUCCCUCUCCGACAGGGAGGAGGAGCCUGACGAGACGGAGGUCUCUGACAGGUUGUCAUCGGCCAAGGAGAGUGAAGAGGAUGAGGACGAAGAUGAGGCUGCCUCAUCCAGUGACGGUGAAUCAUCUGAGUCGUCGGAUGAGGAACUUGCCAGUUCUGCAUCCUCUAAAGUCGACUCUGACUCCUCUGCGACUGGGGACUCCUCCGAAUAUGAUUCCAGUUCAGAGGAGGAGGAAGAGGAGGAGGAGGUGGCGGUAGAUGUGGAGAGUCUACCGGAUAAAGACGAGGACCGUGUUCGGACUUCUUCGUCCUCCUCCUCUUCGGUGUCCUCAUCUGAGCAGGAGGUGGAGGUGGAGGUGGAGCCCAAGGCCCCCAGCACGCCCCUAGUUCCUCCCCCAGAGGACGAGCCCUCAGAGCUGGCUGGUUUAGAUGAGGACCAGAGGACUAGGGAAGGGCUGAAGCUCAAGCCCAACCACAGAGCCCUCAGUGAGGGGGAGGAGGCAGCGGAGCCUGGCCGGACCAGCCUGGAGGAUCUCCGGCCCGCUUCACCCAAAGGAGUCCCAGCUGAGGAGCCAGACAUUGACCUGGGAGUCGCCAUCCCUGUAUUUAAGAUGGAUCCCCAGGACGAUGUUACUAACCUGCGGCCGCCCACGCCAACAGGCUCCCUGGCUGACAGCGACCAGGACACUCGACCCAAGGCCCACACAGAGGACGAGGAUCUCCCCUGUACGCCAGGUAGAGGAGCUCCUGCAUCCCUGGAGCCCAACACAGCCCUCCCUAGAUCCCUAGUAGUCCCAUCUAUGCACCUUCCCCCUACCCCGGCCAUGGAGGGCCACUCCCUCCUGCUGCCUCCUCCCAGCGCCCUGCCGGACCUCCCCCUCUCAUUUCGGGCCAGGCUGUCCACAGACGAGGAUGUGCCCCGCACUCCUGGCAGGGACCUGAUGGUCCGGGCAAGGGGCCUGGAUAAGUCCCAGAAUAGCACAGAGAACGUGCCCGUCACACCUGACAGUGAUGCUCCUCUGACUGGCAGCAGCCUGGCCAGCCUCAGCUCUCCCCGCAUAUCCGGCAGCCCCUUCUCCUACCCUGCCCAGUCUCCUGUCCUGAGUGCAGGUAUCCCCCGAACCCCCGGCAGAGAUCUGACCUUCACUCCUGUCUUCCCAGACCACACAGCCCUGGCUGUUGGCCUGCCCAUCCACUGGAAAGCCUCUUCAGAAAGCCCACUGUUCAAGGAGCCUCCACUCAGCACCCUGACCAACCAGACCCUGCCCCCCGACUCCCUCCAGGGAGAGGCCUUAACCAGCUUGCCAAAAGACCUGCCUGCUGUCCCAGUCUUAGACCUCCCCGUGCCCCCUGACGCAACCCCACCUAAGAGGAAGCCUGGGCGACCCAAGAGUAAAAAGGCUGCAGCACUGACCUCUCCUCAGACUGAGUUUAUGGAGCUCUUGGUGACUCCCACCUCCAUGCCCCGAUCGUUGCCUCAUGAUGCCCAGCUCAGAGAGUUCUCUGCAAACAUGGAUGCUGCAGCCGCUCUUCCUGACAUCCCCAGCCGCGCUGGGCUAGACUCAUCCACGGUGGGCCUGGACUUCAGGGAAGGGGAGACAAAGCUGCAUGUGGUUUUGCCCCCUGACGACCAGUUCCUUCCCUAUGAAGAAGAGGGGCACUUGCAGAAGCCUGCCCGUAAGGUGCGGCGAGGGUGGGAAGAGCUACUGCUGGCCAGCCACUCCCCCGUGACCACACCGCCGUGGCCCCACUACUCUCCUCGCUCAGAGUUUGAGGAGAUGACCAUCCUGUACGACAUCUGGAACGAUGGCAUCGAUGAGGAGGACAUCCGGCACCUGCAGGUCACCUACGACAAGAUGCUGCAGCAGGACAACGGCAACGACUGGCUCAACGACACGCUGUGGGUCCAGCACCCUCCUACCAACAUCCCGGCGGUGAAGAGGAAGAGGAGGGACGAUGGCAUGAGGGAUCACAUGACUGGCUGUGCCCGUAGCGAGGGCUACUACAAGAUUGACAAGAAGGACAAGAUCAAAUACCUCAACAGCAACAAGCACCUACUGGAGGAGGGGCCUGUAGACAUGCAGGGCAUGAGUAUUCCCGCACAGCCCCUAGUCUCCACCAGAGCUGGGUCUGAGCGGAGGUCUGAACAGCGCCGCCUGCUGUCCUCUUUCAGCUGUGACAGCGACCUGCUCAAGUUCAACCAGCUGAAGUUCCGUAAGAAGAAGAUUCGGUUCUGUAAGUCGCACAUCCACGACUGGGGCUUGUUCGCAAUGGAGCCAAUUGCUGCUGAUGAGAUGGUGAUUGAGUAUGUGGGGCAGAACAUCAGACAGGUGAUUGCUGACAUGAGGGAGAAGCGUUACGAGGACGAGGGCAUCGGAAGCAGCUACAUGUUCCGUGUGGACCACGACACCAUCAUAGACGCUACCAAGUGUGGCAACUUCGCGCGCUUCAUCAACCACAGUUGCAAUCCCAACUGCUACGCCAAGGUGAUCACAGUGGAGUCACAGAAAAAGAUUGUCAUCUACUCCCGACAACCCAUCAAUGUCAACGAGGAGAUCACCUACGAUUACAAGUUCCCCAUCGAGGAUGAGAAGAUCCCCUGCUUGUGUGGGGCAGAGAACUGUAGGGGAACGUUGAACUAACGUUAGUCCCUGGCCAAGGGGAAACUCCGGUUAAACAACAAGCACUGUCCCAACAAACGUUGUCCCCAUUCCCUGGACACACACACAGAGACGCCAUGCUAAAAACACACGGACAGAAGAGGAGUGGUGGAAGAACCAGGGAUGAAAACCAACCCAUCGUCUGGCUACAGUGCAGCUACCUGUCUGGGACUCUUUUUAUACGCACAGAUAUUAACUCAAGAUUGUUUACGAUUCCAGGUGCUCUUUAAAACAGAACUAAACAUGGGUUUUCUAAUAGUCUCCCAGUAACCCUUGAAUUUUCACAAUGCUGUACCAUCUGGCUUCCUGGUGCAGCACUCUUACUUGUCCCUCUUCCAUUCAGCAUGGUUCCCCCUUUCUGGUCUUAGCUUGUACAGUUUUACCUAGUCUUUUCAUAAGCUUUAUGGAGACCACGUGGUAUGUACCCCCCCCCCCCCCACACACACACACCUACAUUAAGCUGCUCAUUGAUACUGUUGACAUUCACAAUGAAAACACUUGUCGCUGUGGGAGGGACACAGCCUCCCCACGGGAGACGACACUAUUUUCACCAUGUGGUGGUCAUAGUGGCACAGACAGGAAGUAGGAUUGGCGCCCUGAGAAAUGGGUUUGCUGCCCAAGGAGAAGCCUGCGUGGAUGCCUUCACUUGCUUAACACCCCUUUGUUUUUAUAGUAAAUGCAGAAAACAUUUAUCAUUUAAGCUACAGAAUGGUUAUCAAUUCACAAACGUGGAUAUCACUGGAGAUGAAUCCACACCUGCUCAUACCAGCAAAUAAUAUAGAGUAUGCUGCUGUCUGUUACUUUAUGCAAAAUCAAGGAAUAUGCUUUCAGAAAUUUACAAAUGGUAUUAAGGUUUAUUCCAGUAGUUUUUCCAUCAUUUCUGUUGUCACUCUUCUUACCGUCUUGUCUUCCCCAAAAACACUACAUGCUGCCCUCUGUAGGUCAUAUUGUGGAAACAGUGAAUGGGGAAAAGAACGCAAGAUGGGUACCGCAGAAAUGUAUUUACACAGUUGAACCUUUACAUUGUAAUGUAGUAUAGUGUUUCCAAAAGCGACCAUAGGCACAUAAUUCCUUCCAUAACAAACUUAGUUAUCGCUGCACAGUGAGACUGCUGAUCGAAGUAUACAGAUUUUAUUGAAAUGCUUUGACUUUAUGAUGCCUUCUCAUCUCCAACAUGACAUCCAUCCACAACAGACUGCGUGUUGAGGUUCACAUGUAGAAGGGUUAGAAAACUGAUUCCCCAUUUAAAAGACUGCCUGUCCUAGGAAAUGGUUCAGAUCAGUACAGCUGUACAGUACAGAAUAGCGAUUCAAACUACUUUUAGGUUUGCAUACUUUUCUUCCUGAAGCUCAUCCAAUGCUGUCGGGAAACCAAACCGAUCCCCACUGCAUUUCCAGUGUUAUAUCUUGAGAAAAGCAUUUAUUUAAUGCGCUAUAAAGAUGACAACAUGACAAUAAUAGUAAAUAUAGGUGAAACCUAUCUAAAUGGAACUCCAAUGUUCUCUAUGAAAGCACACAGACUGCAAUUAACAGGAAUUAUUUACAUUUAUAGAGACUUUGACAAAAGCCUUGGAAUGGGGUGUGGCUAGAAAAUAAGUCAGUUAAUGAAUUGAAGUUUAUUGUAAGUGCCAUAUCCAUGUGUACUCGUCUGGGGUGUUCAUGACUACAAGGCAAGAGUGUUUCUGAAAGCUGCCGCUUGCAACUGUGUUAAUGCGCAUGCACUUAUGAAAUGCUGUCUAUUUUCACCCGUGUGAAUGUGUUUGUAUUGUGUAACAUGAAUGUGUGUUGUUUUCCCUCACUGUUUGGUGGUGUUGAUGACAGGUUUAGGUGUCCUCACCUCGUGGUGCUUUCUCAGCCCUCACUGUACAGCUCAGUAUUCUACUCACCAUACAGAAAGAAGUGUUUCCAAUCUAAAACAAUUCAUCAGACCUCGCUCUAUCAAAUCAUCACCACACUACCAACCCCAAGCUCCAAUCUUCUGUUUGUGUAUGUUUGUCACGUGGUUAUUGUCUCUUGUCAUUCAGUUUCAUGAAUCAUUAAUGUUUGUGAAUGCACUAGAGGCUUGCACUUCUGCUUACGCCCUCCUAGCCAAUCAGAACUCUGAAGACCAAGUCAUUCAUUGCUUCUCAUUCAGUUGGAUAGCUUAUACAUUUGUUUAACAACCGUGAUGUUUAUAUUGUACAGGAUCACUUGUAUAGAAGACCUGCAUUUUUUUUUCUACACAUGGAGAAUAUGUAAUGAUGCAUCUUUUAUUUUUUAAACAAAAAAGACUGAGUAUUUAAUGUUGAAUUUUCAGGGAUCAGUAAAAAAAAGUAAGGAAUCUGUAAAAAAAAAAAAAAAUGUUGAAGGGUUGAAUUGUUUAUUUAAAGUAAAGGUGCAUCUUGUACAGAAAAAAAGAUAUCCACUUCCCUUUGAAAGAUUGUUUCUUGUAGAAACGUCUUCAUUUUCUCUGCCCAUUUCUUUUGUAAUCUUAAAAUAUAUAAAUACUUUAACUGUGAAUAUAUAUAUAUAUAUAUUUUUGUUCCUGGGGAUUUGCUACAGAAAUACAACUCUGAGAGAUCCGUGUCAGACAGAGCUGGUGAAUGUGGAGCUGGUGGCAGUAUUUUCAGCUUGUGUCAAGCUUUAUUUUUAUUUUCUGUUGUAAAUUCUAUGAAAACUUGUUUGCAGUGUGGAGAAGGGGAAAAAAGCAUUAUGGUGCAGAAAUGGCAUAGGAAUAGGGUGGAAUCACCAGCCUAUUUCUCAUGUCUAUUACACAAAAUGUAUGAAAAAGAAUAAUGGGAAAUAAAGGCAUUUUUUUUCAAACGA